Messenger RNA from Gongylonema pulchrum, 345 nucleotides. NCBI's taxonomy places the organism in Eukaryota, Metazoa, Nematoda, Chromadorea, Rhabditida, Gongylonematidae. The record is from the annotation of a GenBank genome assembly.
UACGUGUGUAUAUUUCGGAUUUCGAUCCAGAAAGGUCUAAUUCUGCUGCCGCUUAUUUUGUUACUUCAGCUCGGACUGCAGUGGCGUCAGCUAUCGGACAGUGAAAAAGCACCGUAUAUCGCCGAAGCGGAGCGUUUGCGAGUUAUGCACAUGAAGGAGUAUCCGGACUAUAAGUAUAAACCACGCAAGAAACCGAAAAAAGGUGCAGAAGGGCAGAAUACGGUAAAUGGUUGUAGCAACAUUGCAGGGCACGCAUCGAGACAGAGUGAUAUUGCAACGUCAGGCGUUGCUGGCGGUCGGGCAAAGGCACUGAAACGGUACGUUGGCUUUUCUCGGCUAGCCUAA